Molecule: messenger RNA, 2082 nt
Organism: Morchella sextelata
Lineage: Eukaryota; Fungi; Ascomycota; Pezizomycetes; Pezizales; Morchellaceae
Exons: 1
Coding region: 1-2082 (693 amino acids)
Biological process (GO): DNA integration
Molecular function (GO): nucleic acid binding
Source: RefSeq, a predicted model, not a curated record
AUGACCGACCUCUUGAAGAAGGAUUCCGUAUGGCGAUGGAGCAGUGAACAGCAAAAUGCUUUCGACGAACUCAAGGAGAGAUUUACGUCUGCCCCAAUACUACGACACUAUGACGAACACCGCGAAGCGAUCAUAGAAACUGACGCAAGUGACUGGGCUGAGGCCGCAGUACUCUCUCAGGUGUUCGAGGACGGUAUUCUACACCCGGUAGCUUACCACUCUCGCAAGUUCAACGAAGCAGAGGUAAACUACGAGAUCUAUGACAAGGAGAUGCUCGCUAUAGUUUCUGCUCUCUUGACUUGGAGACAUUGGCUGGAAGGAACAGACAUUCCUAUCCAGAUACAUUCGGAUCAUCAGAACCUACAGUACUUCACAACGACCAAGAAGUUGUCGAGAAGACAAGCCAGGUGGGCCGAAAAGAUAGCACCUUUUCGCUUCAGGAUUCAUUACCGACCAGGCGAAAAGAAUGGCAAGCCAGAUGCACUUACAAGGCGCCCAAAGUUCGCUAUGGAAGGGGGAGUAAUGCGCGAACAACCCGUAAAACAGUUGCUCAGCGCAGAACAAUUUGUCAGGAAAUCACAGACCAAUGUAGAAACUGGCCCUGAAAUCAUUGGCAACUCCAAAGAAGAAUGGACUCCGUUGGAUCAGUGGUACGACAUACCAGGUACUGAGCUGCCUCAGCCACUACAAGACUGGUAUGAACAGGAUAGACAAUGGGUUCGGAGAGUGUUCCGGGAUGAACCUCUCCCUGAUGCAAACCUUGAAGUCUUCGGGACAGAGGAAGCUGAUGCCGUAAUAACGGAGCUUGCCACUGAAUGGACCCCGGGAUCGAAUGAGGCCACCCACGAUGGUCGUUGGGUAGUGCCAGGAUACGCGGUCAGACAAGUCAUUGAGGAUCAUCAUGACAGACCCGUAGCGGGGCAUCUAGGAAGGGAUAAAACCCUUGAGUUGAUCGAUAGGAACUACUGGUGGCCAGGAAUGUCCACAGAUGUAGCCAACUUCGUCAAGACUUGCGACGUGUGCCAGAGAGCCAAGCAACGUCGGAGACACUUGUCACUCCCUCAACCCCUAGAGUUAGCCACCACACCUUGGACUGAUAUCUCAAUGGAUUUCGUAGUAGAAAUGCCAAAGGAGAAAUCAGGAUUCCGUAACGUAUUGGUGGUCGUGGACCGUUUUACGAAAAUGGCUCACUUCAUUCCAAUGACGGGAAUCAACGCGGAACAGACCGCUAACGCCUUUGUCAAGGACAUUUGGCGCUUUCACGGACUUCCUAGGAGCAUUGUCUCUGACAGGGGAACACAGUUCGUAUCGGCAUUCUGGGCUGCGGUCACAGAACGACUAGGGAUUCGUAGAAGACUCUCGACCUCGUUCCACCCACAGACGGAUGGACAAACAGAAAAGACCAACCAGCACCUCGAGUCCUACAUCCGGGCCUAUACCGCCGGAACAGGAAAGAAAUGGAAGGACCUACUACCGAUUUGCGAGUAUGCAUAUAAUAAUGCGAAACACUCGUCGACAGGACAAUCGCCGUUCUACUGUAACUAUGGUUUCCACCCACGAACAGAUUGGCCAACGGAUGCGAAAAUCGGACAGCUGGACGCCAAAGGAAGUACCUACCUGGAAGACCUUCUCCUAGCUCAUGAGUCAGCGAGAGACACGCUGCAGAAGACCUUUGACAGGAUGGCAUCAAGGCCAGGACCAGCAGUUCAGCGGUUCACAAUCGGUCAAAAGGUUUUGCUGGAUACUCGGAACCUCGGCGGUUACAAUAAAUGGUCGGAUAAGUUUACAGGCCCCUUCGAGGUUACCGCGACUGUAGGAAAUAGGGCUUAUAGAUUGAAUCUUCCGGUAGAAUGGAAGGUUCAUGACGUAUUCCACGAGAUGUUGCUGAGACCUUAUCGAGAGGAUCCCAACCCUGGCAGGCAACAGAACACACGAAAACGACUCGCAACACCCGAACCCCAAGAGGCACUCUUAGAUGAGAACUUCAAACCGGUCACCAACACUCGGCCCCAUACGCGGAGUCAAGGGUCAGUCAUCGACUCGAGUCGGCCUCCGAAACGACAACGGACUAGGGAAGACUAG